This is a messenger RNA of Ylistrum balloti, 2034 nucleotides long. Its product is annotated as solute carrier family 12 member 8-like. Bases 145 to 2034 code for a protein of 629 amino acids. The record is from RefSeq and is a predicted model, not a curated record. NCBI's taxonomy places the organism in Eukaryota, Metazoa, Mollusca, Bivalvia, Pectinida, Pectinidae. Gene Ontology annotation, cellular component: membrane. The transcript has 12 exons. Gene Ontology annotation, molecular function: potassium:chloride symporter activity. Gene Ontology annotation, biological process: chloride ion homeostasis; chloride transmembrane transport; cell volume homeostasis.
UGGCAGAAUGGAAGUAUGUAUAUGGUGUAAAGAGACUUCAAGAUGAAACAGUAGGAGAAAGUUAAGAUGUCACAAAAACAUGGACUGUAAGGACACCCCAAACUUUCUGAGUUGCGUUGCUUCUUUCUGCCAUAAUUAUCCAUCAUGUCUGGGUCAUCUGAUGAGAAUGCUGCACUGAUGGCGUCGGCUGGUGAAGGAUCUAGACAGAAGAGGAAGAAGUCGCCAGACUGGAGUCGUUUUGGACUGAGCGCAGACCAACAGGAGGCAGGAGAGGUGAAGAGGUAUGCGCAUGCAGAUGUUGAGGAUGGGUACCAACAAGUGGAUGAUGGAAAACAGAAUGAGCUGUUUAGGGAAGAUCAGAGUCUCUCACCACAGAAGCCAUGGUACAAGGCAAAUUUUUUUAUUUCGGAGCCAGUACUGUUCGGGACAUGGGAUGGAGUGUUCACGUCCUGUAUGAUUAACAUUCUCGGAGUCAUCAUCUUCCUACGUAUGGGAUGGAUUGUGGGGAAUUCUGGAAUAGGGCUGACAAUCCUGACAAUCAUAGUUGCGGUGGUGAUAGUCCUGAUUGUGGCUCUAUCAGCCAUUGGGGUAUGUGAGCGAUGUAAGAUGGAGUCUGGGGGUGUUUACUUCCUUCUGUCCCACGUCCUCGGAGCAAGAAUCGGGGGCAGUAUCGGUGUCAUCUACUGCUUUGCACAGUCUGUGAGCUGUUCUCUAUCAGUGAUGGGAUUUGGUGAAUCAAUCAUGGGUCUAGCUCAUGUUGAAAACCCAUGGAUAGCUAAGGGAGUGGCAGUGGGACUAGUCCUUCUCUUACUGGGUAUAAACGUGGCGGGAGUGAAGUGGGUAAUUAGACUCCAACUCGUGCUCCUGAUGGCUCUUUUCUUAUCCGCCAUGGACAUGAUAGUGGGGUCCUUUCUACAUACAGAUAUUGAACAUGGUGUGACUGGAUAUUCUGAGUUCAACCUGCGUAACAACUCGGGACCAGACUAUUUGGAGGGUGAAAAUUUCUUUAGCAUUCUUGGACUUUUCUUCUCCACGGUGACUGGUAUCCUGGCAGGAAUCAACAUGAGUGGGGACCUCCGAGAUCCAUUCCACAACAUUCCUAAUGGCACCUUGGCCUCGCUUGGUGUCGCGACAAUCCUAUACAUAUCCUUCACACUGGUCCUAGGAGCUACUUGUGCAAGGUCCUAUCUACUUAAUGACUACAUGAUAGCUAAGGAGGUGGCAUUUGUGGGGUAUGUGUGGUUGAUCGGCCUUUAUAUUUCCUCUGUGUCGUCCUGUAUGGGCAGCUUGUACGGACCUCCCAGAAUCCUCCAGUCCAUUGCCAAUGAAAAUGUCAUUCCAAUCAUAAGACUGCUCGGCCAAGGUAGAGGACCCAAUAAAGUUCCGAUAUAUUCCCUCAUACUUGUGACACUUGUUGUGCUAUUGUUUAUUUGUGUUGGAGAUGUGAAUACUUUAGCUCCUAUUGUGACCACAGCAUUCAUGAUGACUUAUGCAGCCAUAAACUAUUCUUAUUUUGCAUUAGCCAUGACAUAUGAAAAAAGACAAGAACGGGAAAGAAAUCUAAAUAUAAUGCCAACAAAUUCAAAAAAACUGCGGGGUACUGCAUCACAGGGAGAUGUAAUAAAUGGCACCAUAACUGGGAGUUAUGGUGCCACUGGAACACUUUCAGAUGGUCAACGCCCAAAAGACUCAUUCGAAAAAUUCGCGAGUGAUUUGGAUAAAUUAUUUCCAGAGAGAAUGACUCAAAGGGGGCAGCACCAUCUAGUGCGUCAGGGAAGCAUAGGAAGUGGAAGUACCGCCACCACACCAGAAGCCGAUUUUGAUGCCACAAAAAAAUCUAAGUCACAUGAUACAUUUUCUGAACACAGUGAUACUUCUUCGCUUUUACCUGAGAAAUUGGCUGGCUCUGGAGCUACAGACCCUCAAAAGAAACUGCGCAGUACAGAAAUUACCAAAAUGCCAAGGUCCUGGUACUCCUUCUUUUGUAAUCGCUGGCUUGCACUCUUCGGUGUAACAUGUUGCUAUCGCCCCUGA